UGGUUUAAAUCUUUACUAUCGAGGUUCGAUUCACUUGUCAUUUUAAGGGUAUUUGAAAUUUGUACGUUUACUUCAUGGGCCAUUUACUUGGCAAAAAACUUUGAUACUCUCCUUGCACCUUGUUCUUUGCUAGUUAGAAGUAGGGAGGCAAGGGAAAAGAGAGCUUUCAAUCGUUUUUCCGGUUUUUCAUUUCAUGUAAUCAAAACAAAUAUGCUAUGUUUAUUUAGCAGCAUUAUUUUUGUAUUAAUCUCAAAAAUUUUUAAGGUACUUAAUAAUAAUGGUUUGAUAAGCAUGCAUUAUCAUGCAUUCCUAUAAUUGUCGCUUUUAGUGCACAGAUUCGAUUUGCUCACUGGCUUUGCAACGCAACACAGCGUUAUGCUGAAGUUAGUAAUCUGUGGAAUCUUGCAGUUGUCAUUUCGUUAUAAUUUCGUUUCGUAGGUACGCCUUGGAGAGUUUUUUCCUAAAAAUAAAUAGUUAAUAUAAAAUAAAUAUAUACGAAAAAUGGAUGUCUUUCUCAUGAUUAGGCGAAAAAAAUUAACCAUCUUCACUGACGCGAAGGACACGACAACGGUUUUAGAACUGAAGAAAAUGAUAGAAGGUAUCUUGAAAGUGACACCACAAAGUCAGAUGCUGUUCAACAAGGACAGUCAGCUGAUGGACGAUGAGAAGACCCUUGCUGAAUAUGGCCUGACAUCGGCUACGGCUAAGGCCCAGAGUCCUGCACCAAUUGGAUUGGCUUUAAGAUGGAUCAACACUAAACGACUCUGCUGUGGUUUGGACGAAACUGAUGCGAGCACCAACUUGGCAUCACAACGAUUUUGUAAUAUACCUAGUUCAUUCGACUGAACUAACUCGCUCGGGGGCUCCACCAUCGCCCGCGAGCGACAACUUAAUUAUAUUUUUUUGCAUAUAACAUAUUUUGUUAUUAAUUUAUCGAUCAUUUUGCUCGAUUUUAACAUAUUCUGUUACGUCUACACGUUUCUUUGUAGUAUUUUUGUGAUGCUUUGUACGAAGGGAGUGUAGCUUUUUGUAGUUUAUUGCGAAACUUCAACCACGACUGCUCAGUGGUUACACAUUUGUAAGUGGUUCAUACUAGUUUUGUUACAUAUAGAUGUUGAGGUGACCUCUGCGCCGCCGGCCGCACUGUGCUGCCAUCUGUUGGCACUCUGCGGCGACAGAGUCAUUCAGGGAUGUAUCGGUAGUCGAGUAUUAGUCAACUAGUCUACAUUAUAUCCAACGUUUACAACUUGAAGCGCAUGGAAUACCUAUUACAGGAUUACGAAUGAAUUACAUCGAUUAAGUUAGCUCAAUUGAAACCUAGGUUUUAGUGCUAAUAGUAUUUAUUUUAACUAUAGUUGGUGUAACAUAUGGCAGCCGGUACAUCUCUACCGAAUACACACGAGAAUAGAACCUCGCGCGGUGCGGACAUAUACUUAUUGGCACAAUUGAUAUUAAUCAUUCAUCAUCUAUUGUGGCUUCGUUAGACUACCUAGGCCAUGACGUCACACCAUUUGAACUUAUAGCUGGAAAUAUAAAAUGAAAUGGUAUCUCAAUUAUUGAAAUGAAUGUUAGAAAGUUUGUGCCUAUAAUUGAUCGCACUUAACUAGUUGAUAAAUGUUUAAACGAUCUAUGUUACUAACUCCGCGACACUUUGAUUUUAAAGCUUGACGCUUCAACUUGUACCGUUUUGUCAUAUAUUCGAGGGUACCCUAAUAUUAAAGUCAUCGUUCACGAUAGCAUUGUGUAGGGUCGUCGGUGUGGGAGUGUGUUUACUUGCAGCGCCGUGGCAUAUAAACUAUAUUUUGAUUAAUGUUGCAAUUGUAUUGCUAGAUUACUGUAAGCUUACGUUACCACGCGUGCUACAAAUAAACAUAUUCUAUUGUCUUUUUAAUAAGCAGUUUGUUUGAAGCAUAAAGUAAUACUGAGAAACUCGCUGCUGCGCUCGAAGCAAACUGAUCUCGUGACAUCUGAUUUUGUAUGUGGAUUUUAUAAUUUUUAAUUUUAUUACACAGUAAUGCAAGUUGUGACGGCUAUAUUUAUUUCUGCUAGGUUUCUAUUAGUUUCGGAAUACUAAGGCAACAUGAACUGUUGGUCAUUGAGGUUGGAUCCGAUGUCGCCAACGUUCUGGUGGAUGCGACAGCGCUGGUGGCAGUGGCACGGCUUGUCCCACCGUCCCACGCUCUCGCACAGUUUGUCAGUGUUACUUUAGUUUCGGUCACGUUCAUGUGUACACAUUAUAAAUAUGAUUUUAAAUAAAAUUAAUGAUACGGUAUUUAACUGAGAUAGUAUAGAAUGGACUAUAGAUAGUAGCUAAUUUAAUAGGGGUAAAAUAGGGGCUUUUUAUAUUUCAUAAUUACAAAAAUAAUCUUCGUUUGUCUGCAACAUUCUUUAUUGUGAUUUAUAUUAAAAAAAUAACGCAUCGCAAAUGAAUUUGAAUGUUUCUAGUUCCUCUCAAUGAAACAAUGUUUUCUCUAUUUUUUAUGUAAUUUACUAUUGCACCUUUAUUAAUGUAAGAUAUUUUGUAUAUUUUGGUUGGGGUUCAUCCAUUAUAUACGGCGUCAUCGCUGCCGGUGCAGCUCGCGACACGCCCACACGUCUGCUCGUGCGAGCGUGUCCGUGGCCCACUGACAGACGAGCCGCUUUCGGUGCAUAGCUAGAUAAUAACAUACUAAAAAUUUUGUGAGUCAGACUUGCUACCAAAUACACUUUCUUUUUUAAAUUCAUACCCAAAAAUAGGAUAGUUGGUGGGUAACAAUAUUGCACCUAAUUGCACUUAAAGUAAGAUAGAGAAUUCAAAACCAUUCUUAUGUGAUUCAGAACCACUACCAUGAGUUUACUUGAGUAUUUACGUGUCGUGAUAAGUCAAUGUUUUGUACCAUAUGCUUUCUCUCUAUCGAAUUUGUAGUGUGCGAGUAAACCGUGGUAGUGGGGAUAUAGUUGGUGAACUAGUCGAGUUCAAGGUGUAUGAAACUAUAGUGUGGUUAGCUGUUACGUCUCAUAUUACUCAACUUUGUUUACUGUGCUGGUACUAACCUUGCAAUGUUACGUACUCAGCAAGAACACAUUUGAAAUUAUGUAUUUAUUCAUUUAACAUUUAAGCUAUUGUAAUCUAAGGUCUCAAAACGGAGAGGUUUUGUAAACCAAGUACUAAGUAAAUAAUUGAACAAAACCGCUUGAAAUACAUAAUGAGACUUAGACAAAGAAUACCUAGUGUAGUUUCAAGAACCCACAGAUGAACCAGCAGGAAAUAAAGCUGUUUUGAUUUGU
Molecule: messenger RNA, 3267 nt
Organism: Spodoptera littoralis (African cotton leafworm)
Lineage: Eukaryota; Metazoa; Arthropoda; Insecta; Lepidoptera; Noctuidae
Source: the annotation of a GenBank genome assembly